AUGCUCAUCUUCUCGGCGUUCAAGACCCUCACGGGCCAGCAGGUGACAAUCGAGCUCAAAAACGACCUGGCAAUCCAGGGUACCCUCAAGAGCGUCGACCAGUUCCUCAACUUCAAGAUUGACAACAUCCGCGUCCUCGACGAGGCGAGGUACCCGCACAUGGCAGCAGUCAAGUCCGCAUUCAUCCGCGGAUCAGUGGUGCGGUACGUCCACAUCCCCGCCGCAGCUGUCGACACGCAGCUCCUCGAGGACGCCACGCGAAGAGAGGCGGCGACACAGUCCAAGCGGUGA
This is a messenger RNA of Pseudozyma flocculosa PF-1, 291 nucleotides long. RefSeq lists its product as uncharacterized. NCBI's taxonomy places the organism in Eukaryota, Fungi, Basidiomycota, Ustilaginomycetes, Ustilaginales, Ustilaginaceae. Gene Ontology annotation, molecular function: RNA binding. The record is from RefSeq and is a predicted model, not a curated record. The transcript is spliced from 4 exons. Gene Ontology annotation, biological process: mRNA splicing, via spliceosome. Bases 1 to 291 code for a protein of 96 amino acids. Gene Ontology annotation, cellular component: catalytic step 2 spliceosome; precatalytic spliceosome; P-body.